This is a messenger RNA of Ochotona princeps (American pika), 1216 nucleotides long. RefSeq names its product CXXC repeat containing interactor of PDZ3 domain (gene CRIPT). Bases 120 to 425 code for a protein of 101 amino acids. Lineage: Eukaryota; Metazoa; Chordata; Mammalia; Lagomorpha; Ochotonidae. The transcript has 5 exons. Gene Ontology annotation, molecular function: PDZ domain binding; microtubule binding. The record is from RefSeq and is a predicted model, not a curated record. Gene Ontology annotation, biological process: cytoplasmic microtubule organization. Gene Ontology annotation, cellular component: dendrite.
UUUCGCAGCCGGAAGUGGAGUGACGCAACCCGGAAGGGACCGUCUUCGCAGGCGGCAGUGUUGAUGUUUCGUGGUGGCUGUGGCGUCUCCACCGGAGAGGGAGAGUGGUCAGCGGGAAGAUGGUGUGCGAGAAAUGUGAAAAGAAACUUGGUACUGUUAUCACUCCGGAUACGUGGAAGGAUGGUGCAAGGAAUACUACAGAAAGCGGAGGAAGAAAGCUGAAUGAAAAUAAAGCUUUGACUUCAAAAAAAGCAAGGUUUGAUCCAUAUGGAAAGAAUAAAUUCUCCACCUGCAGAAUUUGUAAAAGUUCUGUGCACCAGCCAGGCUCUCAUUACUGCCAGGGCUGUGCCUACAAAAAGGGCAUCUGUGCAAUGUGUGGAAAAAAGGUUUUAGAUACCAAAAACUACAAGCAAACAUCCGUCUAGCUCGGUUGAUGAAGCUUCUGACUUUGUAAUUUUACUUUCUUAUUUGAGUUUUCGAGGGAAAACAGGAUGUUCAGAUGUUCAGCUUACAAAAUAACAUGUUUUAAAAUAAAUAAUUUACUUUAAACCAAGGAAGUUGAUUGAUAUUCAGGCUUUAACUCAGUAGUACUGAGCAGCAGCCUGAGAGCCUUGUUUUGAACUAGAAUCGGUGACAAAGUUGCAGAGAACAGACCCUCCCAGGCCUGUGUGUGCUGCUUAUGUAACAUUAUUCAUGGAAUCCAUGCCCUCCCUCUACCCAUAGAUGUUAUCAAAGGGAGGUGGAGCUUCUUGAUACUUUGCUCUGAACUUAACAUUCAGACUUUUAAUUCUUCCCUCCUUCAUAUUUCUUCGAGUCAGCAGCCACUUCAUUAAUUGCGGUUUCAUAGGAUAUUUAAAUGCUUGAGGCGAUUAUUGCCAAGUGCUUCCUUAGAAAUUUAGUUCUGAACCAAAUCAAAGACAAGAACUUUGUAAAAGAAAUGUGUUAUUAAAGCCAGAGUUGCAGUGUCUUCUAUCAGUGAACAAGAAAAGAAAGAACACCUUUAUGUCCAAUUGAAUAUGCACAUGCUGGAUUUCAGAAACACAUACUGCACAGAAGACUCUGAACUCAGACUGUCACGAAAACUGCGCAUCCAUGUUGAUGUGUCAUGAAAAUGAAUUCUCCACUCCUAGGGAAACUCUGAAGCAAAAGCGAACUUGUUUUUUUUAAGUCUCUCCCCGGCCCCAAAGAAAUAAAUAAAACAAAGCAAACAUCCCAA